GGAAAGCUUCACGUGAACAAACGUCGCCAGUGGCGCGCAAAGAAGAAAAGUUGUGGAGAAGGCAGCUACCGUUAGUGGCCAUUUCAUAUACUGGCUAAAAUACUGUAUAUCACAAUAUUUUAAUAUGUUUGGACAUUUUAUGUCAUACCCACUCAUACAAAACGACAUGUAACCAUUUGCCAACAUGCCUUUUCAAGGAAAGCGCAAAAGAUAUUCCAAGGACAUACAGUGUAUGUUCUUUCCUGAUGUCAAAGUUGGUGUCAGAAAAGGGGGACGAGGGCCUUCAAUCACUGACAGUUCUGCUACCAAGUCCUGGGAGAGUUGUGGAGACAGCUUUUUGGACACUCCUGUGAUAAAGAAACUAAGUUCAUCUGGGAACAAAUGGCGAGCUGUACGACGACUGGCACAGUCACCGGCACAAGUGCAGUGCAGUGGUCUGCGGUGUGAUGAGGACCCAGUGCACAUCGCCUGGAGCUCCAGUGAGAGUGAGCCUUCUGACAGUGAGCCCCAAGGCCAGCAGCCUCCUCCAACUCCCCCCAGCAGCAUUGUGGCUCAGGUGCACCGCGGGCCCGGGAGACAAGGAGCCUCCAUCCAGUCCUACAGCCGAGCCCAGCGGAUGCUCAGCACUGAAACAGAUGAGCUUCCGACGAUAGACACGGAUAGCGAUGUGGAUGAGGCUGAAGAUGAUCAGGGAAAGAAGGAGGACGGUGUGGGGGAGAUCUCUGAUUGUGAGUCGGAGCCCUGCGCUCGGGAACCGAAAGAAUCAUCACCUAAACCUACAACUGUGACAGACACUGACAUCUCAGACUACCUGUCUGAUGGAGAGGAAGAGAGCCAUGACACCCUGAGCCUGAACAGACUGGAGGCUGGGGUUGUGGCUGAAUGUCCUCUGCAGGCUGGGGAAGGGGAGGGCAGCAGAAGGUCAGUCAGUGACUGGGUCAGGUCCGCUCAGGCAGCGCUGCAGACGCCCCAGAAACAGACAGACAGGAACUCCAAGACCCCAGAGGACUCCAGCAAAAAGAAAAGGACGUUUCAAAGUGGCGGCAUGGCGGAGCGACUGAACCGACUCCAGUGCAGACAGAGGUCAGCCAUCAGCUUCUGGAGGCACCAGUCCAUCUCUCACACUUCUACUACAGCCACAGUUGAUAAGCCUGGGGUGCUGGUACUGGAGGUCCUGUCAGUCCAGGAGGAGAGCUGCAUGCAGCUGGCCCUGUGUGAGCAACACCACCCCCCUGCUACAGGCCACCACAGGCCUCCAUCCAACACCACCACCACUAUGACAAGACCUGAACAGCACAAUCCCUCUGCUACAGACCACACCCCCCCUCUCUCCACCAGAAACAGAGUUCGGGUCCUGGUACUGUUCAGUAAGGAAACGACUGCUCAGCUCAUGCCUGUGCCUCGAGACCUCAUCCAUAUAUACCCACCAUGGCAAAGUCUCAUGAUUGAGGGCCAACAUAAUAGCAUUAUUCUCAACACACACUUCAGCCAGAAGGUAUACUCUGACACCAAGCAAACCAGCAUGUCCCUCCCCAGAGCCCUGGUCCCAGUGGAGAGAUGCAACCCAUAUUCUCUGACCAGGUCAUUUGGCCAGCUUGAGAUCAACAAGACUUCACCAGAGGGAGAUGGCACGGUCAAACAGUCUUUAUGCAGCCAGGGUGGCUCAGGUGCAGCCAGCAGCGGAGGGUGUCAUUCGCUCCUAGAGGCCAUCGAGGGCCUGGGCCAGGCUGGGUCAGUGGGGCAGGAUGUGGAGGUGGUGGUCCAGAGGGUCUACUGUACCCCCAUCAGGGAGCGCUCCACUGGGGCUUCACUCAAGUCCAGAGCUCCAGGCCGAUCCCCUAGAGUGCCGCCUCCUCUCCAGAAGGGCAAGAGCAGGCUGUGUGUGCUGGUCCAGGACGGCUAUGGGAUGUUCAGCAUGGUCCAGCUCCACCCUCUGCCGUCUGAGGACCCUCUCCACCUCUACACCAGGAAGUGGGAGGGCCGGACCUGCGUCCUGCGAGCCAUCAAAGUGGUUCAGCGGGUCACUCGGGAAAGGUUGGGGUUGAAGCAUCGCUAUUUUCGGUCUUCCUCUGUUGGUCCCCUAGUUGGAAUUUCUAGACGGGGCACCUCAAAGCAACACCCAGGCCCUCAGGUGUCAAAAUGGUGGACCAGACUCUUCAGCCUGAUAGACAGCCUCUGGCCACCAGUGAUGCCUUUCAAAGUACUUGGAGAAAACCAGAGCUGUCAAGGUGACAGCAGACACAAAGGCCCAGCCCCAAGCUUCUGUUACCUGCUGUCAGGCCAAGAGGGCUCUGUGGAGCCUGUAGAGGGACAGCCUUUAUCCUCUCUAUACCUGCCUCCUACAGAACAAACCCUCAGAGACAUACUGCAGUGUGAGCUCAACAGCCAUCGUUGUAGCUUUGUCGCCACUGUCAUCUACAAGAGAACGCAGUCUCAGAGUAGUGAUCAGAGCCCAGGGGAGGUUUGGCUGGUGGUGACUGACCCCAGUUUGCAGGAGGAGCAGCAGUCCGAUGGGCCACCAUGCAGACGGACGCUGGCUGUGUGUGUGACCACUUCCUGUGUGCUCACUUCCUCUGUCGCCAAGGCGAUAAGCACCCCCAGCACCUUCCGCUUGUCAUUCAGGGACGCAGUCAGAGAGCAUGGUGGGAUCCUGUGUGUGGAGCAGUCAGUUGUGCAGCUGCGGCCUCUGGUAUCAGUGUGCUGCCCACAUACCGAGAUCACGCUGGGCCCAGGGUCUCUGUCAUUGUCCCAGGCAAAGCCCUUACCUCAGCCCCUACCUCAAUCCCAGCCCCAUGUCCUUCCUCAGGCCUUACCACAACAUGUGACGCUGGAUCCCCUGGGUCCGGAAACACCACCCAACUCCCUCUGCAUGUUCUCGGGUGUGAUAGUUGGUGUGGAUGAGGACACGGCCUACUCCUGGCCAGUCUGCAGCCUGUGUGGGAGCGACCGCUUGGAGAUGGCACCCCAAAAGCAUCAAGCAUUCCUUUGUGUUGCUUGUGAUUCACUGGUUGACCAACCAACCAUGAACAUGCAGCUUGAAGUGUUCAUGAAUUGUUCUACACUGAGAGACUUCACUGUGAAAGUAAAGCUCCAGCAGAGCACCAUCAUGUCUGUGUUGAACUGUGCAGCCUCUGGCCAUGAGUUCCCAGGUUACGAGGUGGAAAAUGUGUUGGGGAAGGAGGUGGGCCCCCUCAGCGCUUACGUCCGCGUGGUCACCAGGAAACCUGCCCUGUCGAUCGGUCUGGAAGAGAUCUGCCUCUGAGGCUGUCAAAGUGUGGAGUGGGAUCCCGUGAAAUCAAUCUGUAGGACUAGGAGGUCUCCUCAGCCCAGCCAGGCCCAGGCUCUCUGUACAGCGCAUGAAUAGUUAGGCUGGAAAAAAUAGAUCUGUUUGUGUGUUACUGAUAUGUUAGGACCCUGGAGAUGACAGCCCAAGGUUAGAACUGAAGGACCAUAGAGGAGUAACAUAUGUCAGACUUUGUCACGUGGGUCCAAAUGGUGACUGUAAAAUAUGCCUGUUUGCUGUAUAUAGCCGCACAUUUCUUUCAAAGUGUUCCCUUGAAUAUCUACCCCCUAAUCAUUCUCUGAAGAUGAAUGGUGCUUAUAAAGUGUCAAUAAACCUUGUAUUAUAAGUUA
Messenger RNA from Oncorhynchus keta (chum salmon), 3633 nucleotides. RefSeq names its product scaffold protein involved in DNA repair (gene spidr). The record is from RefSeq and is a predicted model, not a curated record. NCBI's taxonomy places the organism in Eukaryota, Metazoa, Chordata, Actinopteri, Salmoniformes, Salmonidae. Gene Ontology annotation, biological process: double-strand break repair via homologous recombination; regulation of establishment of protein localization to chromosome. Gene Ontology annotation, cellular component: nucleoplasm; nuclear chromosome. The coding region runs from base 185 to 3262 and encodes 1025 amino acids. The transcript has 21 exons.